Entrophospora sp. SA101 is the source of this 259-nucleotide messenger RNA. The record is from the annotation of a GenBank genome assembly. Lineage: Eukaryota; Fungi; Glomeromycota; Glomeromycetes; Entrophosporales; Entrophosporaceae.
GAAACUUGGAUUCGCAACAUCAAAAGUUAUACCCAAAGGUCUUUCUAGGAGAGUAUUUAUAUGGGUCUGUUUAGUAUUUUGUCCUCAUGGUGGUGAACAUACAAAAAUAUUAAAAUGUCAGUUUGAUAUAUGUGAUGAUAUGGUUGUUUUCACCAAAUUUCAUCAAAAAAAUGAUCAAGGUGGUCUUGAAUCACUAAAUAUCCCAUGUCCAUGUGAUAAAGAACAUCAAGGAGCUUAUGAUGACAUUGUAUCUUGUUGA